Molecule: messenger RNA, 4617 nt
Organism: Chara braunii
Lineage: Eukaryota; Viridiplantae; Streptophyta; Charophyceae; Charales; Characeae
Source: the annotation of a GenBank genome assembly
CUGUUUCUGCCUAUUCAGUUGAAGUGAAAGGGAGGGGUGGAAUUCUUCGCAGCCCAAGCAUUAAAAUCUGCUAUUGGACUUGGUUCUGUUCUUCCAUGGUUCUGUCGUCCCUUUCGGGGGUGUUGCUGUUACCUUGUGUGUCACAGGUUUUCAAGCCGAAGUUGGUCCCUGAGAAAGUAGAUGUGAUCGUUAUUGGCUCUGGCAUUGGUGGUUUGACCGCUGCAGUGGCAUUGUCGCGUGUUGGAAAGCGCGUUCUUGUGCUAGAGCAACACGGAAAAGCAGGUGGGUGUACACAUGUUUUCAGCAAAAACGGCUAUGUCUUUGACACGGGCUUGCACUAUCUCGGUGCAACCUUGAUGGAUGCUUCCGAUCCCUUCUCCAGGAUCUUUAAUGCAUGUCUUGGUUGGAAUGUGACGUGGGCAAAGAUGGACCCCAACUGUUACGAUAAAAUUGUAUUUGGCGAUGCUGAACCUUUUUCGUUUCGGGAAGGUAAGAGCGCCCUGGCUGGCGAGCUCAAUCGCCGCUUUCCUGCAGAUGCGGCAGCGGUGCGUCAGAUCCUGGGAUUGCAACGCAAGGUGGAGAUGGCCUUUGGAAAACUAGUACUGUGGAAAUUGCUUCCAGAAUGGCUGCGGUCGCGCUUCCCAUUUCUGGCACGCGCUCUUCUCUGCCCUGUUGCCAAUGUAGCAUCGAAAACAGCGUACGAGACGUUGCGGCAAUUCACGGACAAUGAGGAGCUCAUUGGCGUGCUCCUGUCGCAGUGGGCCAACUACAACCUCCCACCAAAGGAAUCGUCCUUCCUCCAGGCCUACGCUAUUCUAAUGCACUAUCUUUCUGGAGCGGUGUAUCCGUGCGGUGGUUCCAUAUCCCUGGCAAACGCGAUGGUGCCGAUUAUCGAAGGCGCAGGAGGCAAGGUGCUCACGAGAGUGGAGGUCCAGCAAGUGCUGGUCAAUCAGCGGUCGAAAACCGUCGAAGGAGUAAGGGUGAGGACGAGAAGUGGAGAGGUGAUGGAUGUUCCAUGCCCUACUGUCGUCUCCUCAGCAGGCGCAUUGGUAACUUUCAAAAGGUUUCUGUCUGAUGUGGACUCGGGUGGCGAGAUCGCAAAGAGAGUAGAGUUGUUGGAGCGUAAGGUCGGCAUGUCACGGAGCAUGUUCAGUCUGUUCUUGGGGUUAAAGGGUAGCAGCGAGGACUUAGGCUUGCCUUCGGGGAACUUGUGGUUCCAUCCCUCGUACCAGUUUGAUAGACGCAUCCGGCUCGAACGGAGGCCGCAGAGUCAUGUGGGAGUACAAGGUGGUGAUAACGAGGGCAAGAGGUCGAACAGUCAAGGUGAAGACGAGAAGGUCGAUGCUGCUUCUGCGCAUUACACGGUGGCAAAGGAGUUGUCGUGGUGUAUUGUGGAUACGAAAGGACUGCCGGAGGAAGAACGAAGAUCGCUGCAAAGUGCCAACGGCGUCAACAGCAGGCACGGUCUAGACUCUGAGGAAGUAAAACUCGUAAAAGAGCCGGAGAGAAGCAACGAGGGAAACUUUGAGAUAGAUUGCCUAUUUAUAUCAUUUCCGUCGGUGAAGGACCCGGAGUCCGAAGUACAACAUCCGGGCGGCUCGACGUGUUGUGUCCUUGCCCCUACCGACUACAGCCAAUUUCAGAAAUGGGCGGGUUCUGUCAAAGGGAAAAGGGGAACCGAUUACGAGGACAUAAAGAAGGACCUGGCCACAUUGCUCACGGCGAUGGUGCUGGAGCGAUUUCCUCAGCUUGAGGGCAAGGUUGACUACGUCGAUCUUGGGACCCCGUUGACGAUUGAGCACUACUUAAAGUCUCUUCAGGGAGCCCCCUAUGGACUGGCUUUCUCCCCAGUGAGGUUCGCUCCAGAGGUCCAGCAGAUCCUCUGUCCCGAGACCCCCAUUAAGGGGUUGUACCUUGCUGGCCAAGAUACAAUGGUCAAUGGGAUAGCAGGUGCGCACCUGGGUGGCUUGUUGGCGGCCGCUGCAAUCUCGAAAUGGUGUUUGCUGGACCUGUUUUGGGAGGCCGCAGGGUGGACUCGGAAACCGAAGAAUGACGAGUGAUGAGGACGGAAACCGAAGGAUCGUGAAUGAUAAUGAAGAGACGUAACUGCGGAUAAAUGACCUAUGGAUGUGGUCGUUUUCGGCAAUGUGAUGAUAAUGAAGAGACGUAACUGCGGAUAAAUGACCGAUGGAUGUGGUCGCUUUCGGUGAUGCCAAUGGUGCAGGAGCACACUUACUGUGGUGGCCGGACUCGGUACAUACUGACCCUAGGACUUUGUCACCGAUUCCUGGACGUAAUUUCGGUCAGAUAUUCAAUUAGGGCGGUGCUUAUGGCCAGAUUCAUAUAAAAUUGUGCUAGUGUGAGUAUGCUCUGACUGAUGAAUCCAGAUGCUAAACAGCAAUCAGUGAUAAAGAAGGAAGGGGAAGGAAAUUAAUGUGGGGUGAAUGAAUUGUUGUUCUGUGUUUUUGCCCCUUUGGGGUGAGGUGCCAUGUCCUCAAUGUGAUGUUGAGGAGGAGAGGUUUGGAGCCUUAGAGAAGUGGUAGGGCAAGCGCCACAUGCCAACAUUGCAUAUCUCCCCCCCUACCGCCCAUCCCCCCAAUACCCCUAUAAACAUUUGCUACUUUAUAAAUUCCCUCAUCCAGGCCGUCGGCAGAUACUACCAUGCCACCAGCCACUAAUCAGAGAAGUUUUGAAGAUUUGCUGCCAAAUUAAGCCCUUUGUGGCCGCAUAGGAAAUUGGGUGGAAGAUGCUGCCAUGCGCAAACUGGCGAGAGAGAACGCCGGCCUGUCAAAAUGAAGGGCAACCGCCCAAUCCUUCAUGGCGCCAUGUUGAAAAAGUGCAUGAUGGCCCUGUGUUUGUGUGUGAGUGUAGAGAGAGAGAGAGAGAGAGAGAGAGAGAGAGAGAGAGAGAGAGAGAGAGAGAGAGAGAGAGAGAGAGAGAGAGAGAGAGAGAGAGAGAGAGAGAGAGAGAGAGAGAGAGAGAGAGAGAGAGGGAGAGAGAAGGGAGGGGUGGGUGGGGGAAAUGUUAUGUUGUGCUUUUUUCCUUCCUUUCUAUUCCUGUUUAUGCUAAGGAGGAGGAGGGAGUGGUGGAAGAGCAGUGGGAGACAGGUGGAAGAGAAAAGAGGUAGAAUGUUCAAGGAGAAUACUCAGAGUAGUAGAAUAGCUGGUCAUUACAAGGCUCACCAACUCCACUUGCUUUCUCUUACCUGGGGUGUCGGUGGAUCAAGUGACCAGUUUCCCUUGUGGACUUCCAGGCAACCUCAGGACACGAAGUGGUCCAAGCCAAAGGCCUGCCUUUAGUGAGUCCACGCGAUAAAGGCGAGACAUUGGAUCUCGUACUUUCUUACUAAUUAUGCCUUGUAGUAGAAAAAAGAGUUGAUAGAGAACAUUCUUAGUUGACUAUGAUUUUUUUUUUGGCUUUUCCGAAGACGCUUAGGAAGGAAUUUGUCCGAACUCAGUGUGGAUUGUCGGCGUGUUCAGACAUGUAGAGGCGACCGACCACUGCUGCCUGAGUGAUGAGAUCCGGGUUUGGACCAGGUUUGACUGUCAGCAGGAGUUGAUCGGUUCCGGUACGCAACGAAGUCGGCAGGAUACUGGACUCGGUCACAACGGGUCCUUGGGCCAGCGGUUGCGCUGGAGGAACCUAGAUGGGAAGCGAUGUGAUGGAAACGUCCGGCCCAGUCCGGGUAUGCAUAGGAUAGGCAUAGUGCCAUAGGGCAUUCUUAGCAUCUCGGAUCCCCCUGACAAAGCUGCGUCUGACGGUGGCCGAAACUAGUAGGGGACUGCCAGUCGCUCAGCUCUUUGGUGUAUCGCUCCUAUUUGGCGACAAGGGUGGGGCGUUAGCCAUAGUCACGGGGCUAGGCUGUAGUACUGAUAGGGCGCUUGGCGCCAUUCACAAGAGAGAGCUACAUUUGGGUUAUGCUGUUGGUGUUGCCCUGUUGGGCAUGGACAUUGACUCAUGAUUCUUCUGUAUCAUUCUCAAUUAGAUGGUUACUUGGUUCCACUGUGCUAUCUGCUUUGGCUUGGACUACUUGGACUUCAGUGUGAUUUUGCAUUCUGGAUUUAUGUGCCUGGCUGCUCUAUUUUUUAUCUCUCUUUCCCUAUCGGUUGCCUUUUUCAGGUCCUCCUCUAACUUCUGGCGGAGCCUCUCGACCUGUUGGAUCUCCCUGAGCUCCCUCUCACGUGGGGUCAACGGGCUAAACUGCGAGCCCGCCAUUUGACUAGAAGACUGUCUAGAACCUGUUGAACCGGAAGUGCCCGUGGAACUAGUGGAACUUAGUGGCAUUCCCAAAUGAGUCUCAUUAGUCCCUACCUGCGUCGCCCAUACCCGGCCUUUAUAACUACACCAUCUAGCCAUUGCGAGCAAGGCCGGCACGCUGCUGCGUUGCAUGCAUGCUGCGCUGCGCUAAGGCUGAGGGACGCAGGCUAGCGCUAGGCAGUAGGGCGCUGCCUGCAUACAGGGCGCUGGCGGCCAUAGCCGGGGGGCCUGAGGGUGCACGCGCGCGCGCGCGCGCGCGUGAGAGAGAGAGAGAGAGAGAGAGAGAGAGAGAGAGAGAGAGAGAGAGAGAGUUUUCCAUCCAUAGGAUGAGCAGAAUGAGAAUGAAUCUGUCAUUAGAAC